Molecule: messenger RNA, 4023 nt
Organism: Misgurnus anguillicaudatus (oriental weatherfish)
Lineage: Eukaryota; Metazoa; Chordata; Actinopteri; Cypriniformes; Cobitidae
Source: RefSeq, a predicted model, not a curated record
CAUCCCGUCAGAGAGGAAGUUGAGCUGAGGGCGGAGCUCCACGUGCCUUCAAGUUACCAUGACACUUAUACACAACCUAGAGAGCGUGACUGAAUGUAACAUGUCAACUAACUAAGUACACACAGUUUGGACAAAUGCAGAGGAAAAGUGAUAGUGACUGAAAUGAGAGGUUACCUCAAAACUUUAAACUGGGUAUUUAAACUCCAGUCUAAAAGAACAACUAUAGGAAAACACAAAGACUCUGAUCUCUGUCUACAGAAUGCUGGUGUGGAUGAGUGUCACGCCAUCAUUGACUGGUGUGACGUGAAUAGCUGCUAUCUUAUAAGUGACCUGAACUCUGCCCAUGGCACCUACGUCAAUGACUGCCGCAUACACAAUGCCACGGUGCGUCUCUCACCGGGAGAUAAGCUUCACUUUGGCUACGGAGGAUCAACCUAUGAGUUCACCAUUGACACGGAGGAACAGUUUCCUUUUCUGGCUGCCCGAUCUCCCACUCCCCAGGCCUGGGUACGGACUCGAACACCCUCUGUUACACCCCACCCUCCCACCAGACCUCGUCCCAUGAGCGCUGGGUCUAAACAGGGUCCAAAUACACCUGAUCGCAAGACCUAUUCUAACAGACCAGGAAGCUGGAGUGGUAACACGGGACGAAGUUGUUGCCUGAGAAACAAGACUCCACCUCACCCCUCUCAUAGCAUUUACUUUUUGCCAGUGGAGAAGGAGGAAAGGUCACAUCGGCUGUUAGAGGGAUGCGGUGCUGCGUCUGUGUGUCCUGAAGACGAGUCUCUAAAGAAGGAUGAUGUGAUUGCAGCCUUGAAGGAGGAAGUGUCGGCUCUCAAGCUUCAGCUGUGUCAGAAGAACCAGACUGAUCCAGAGGUCACAAACAGACUGCGCUGCCUGGAAAGUGACAUCAAGGAAAAGAAAGAGCAGAUACAACAGUUAAAGGACCAGAUGCUGGAGCUUCAAAGCUGGUUUGGAGAGAUGAUGGGACAGGCUGUGACAGAAAGAGACCAGAAGAUCAUCAGUCUCUCAGAACAGCUAACCAAAGUUAGAAGUGAAAAUAAAUCAUCUACAGCCUUGGUUAGCAGUUUGCAGAGAGAUCUGACUGCUCGAGAGAAACAGGCUCUUAAACUAGCUGCUGAGGUGGACAAACUCAGACAAGAUGUGAGACACAAAGAUGCCAAGCUCACAAGCACAAUGGAUAAGGUGAAAGAAGCUCAAAAGCAUAAAGAUGAGCUUCUAACCAAGCAAAAUAUGGUAGAAUCCCUUAAGAAGGAACAGGCUUCUUUGCUGACCGAAAUGGACAAACUGAAACAGCUCCAUCAGCAGACUCAACAGAGGGAACAGAGAGUCCAAGCAGAACUCAAAUAUACACAGUCAAGGUUUGACAGUUUUCGGAAGCAAAUUAUUGCGGCUGCUCACCUAAACUCUGACAAGAAAUCAGACCAAGAGGUGCUGGACUGUUUUUUAGAAAUAAUGAAAGCAAUGGAAAUGCACAAAUCCAAGCUGCACCAGUGUGAGGUGAAGCUCGAAGAGGAAACAGAUGCACUGAGAAAAACAUUGGAUGAGACACAGAAAUUUCGAGCCAGGCUAGAGGAAUGUCAGAAUCGUGUACAGGACACAUGCAUGGCAGAUAUGGUGCAGAUGGAAAUAUCUGGCCUGCAGGGCAUGAAUUUAAGUCCUGCGCUCAGCUGGGUUCAGGCGCAUUCGCUUUUUGUACUUAAUAUCCUGCAUGCGCUGAUGCAUAAAACUGCUCAGAGGCUACAGGCAGCAGGGGUUGCUGUGACAGUGGAGACUGGAGGGGUCUCAGGCGCCUUACAGAUUUUGUGCCAGAAGUACAAGGACAACCAAUCAGAACUUGGGAAUCUAAAGGCAGAAAUACAAAGCCUUCAUGAGAGAGACAUGCAGUACAGAGAUCUCCAGAGCAGAUUUGACUCUGUUCAAAAGCAGUAUGAGAUGGAGAAACUACAGGCAGCCGAGAGACAGAACGAAAUCAAAAGCACAAUUAUGCAACAACUGGAAGAGGCAAAAACUGAUCUACAUUCAGUCAGAAAAAAUGAGGAUGCCUUGCGUAGGGAGAUCGAGACAUGCAGGGCCGAGUGGCAAUCCAAGUUGGAAGAAGCCAAGGUACGAGAGGCGGAGUUGCAAGAAAAGAUAUGCGAGUUACAGCUCCGAGAGGAUGAGAUGAUUGACAGACUAAAGGAAUGUGAGGUAAAAGAAGUGAGGGCCCUUCAGAGAGGAGCUGAACAGGAGAGAGAGAUACACAGGGUUGAGGUGGAGGAGUACAGGGAGCAGGUGCGACAGCAUGCAUACACUAUCGUCGCCAUGGAGAAUCAAAUAAACAGAGCCCAGCAGAGUGAAGAUAGAUGGAGAGAGGUGGAGAUGGAGAGAAACUCACUUGAGGAACAGCUUAAAGAGGCACUUAAAAAACUUGAGGACUUUGAAAGCAACAACACACCCUACAUAACAGAAAAGGAACAGGAAUUAGAAAAGGCCAUGCAAUCUCUAAGGGCAUCUUUAGUCGCAUCCCAACAGGAAGUGACUGACCAGAGCGAGAUCAUCAAUGCCUUAAGUCGUGAUCUGGCCCAGGCUCACGCUCGCCUUUCUGACAUGACAGGCGAGCUAAGCGAACAACAGAAGAUAGAGUUAGAGACUAACAGAGCUUUAGUGGUGGACCAGAGGAUACAACUGAGCAUGCUCACACAGAAGCUCACUGCAAUGUCACAGCUGGCGGAGCAAAAAGAUGAAGAGAUAAAGAAGCUGGCAGAAAAACUGAAACAAACAGAAGAAGACCUGAGAAGAACAACAGCAUUCAUAGAGCUGGAAAACUCAAGCCUUCAGCCAACAAGAACCACUAGGGAUGUGGCACUUAUGACAGCUCCUAAUGAUUUCAUCAAUCAGAGAUCAAAACACAGAGGUCAUCGCAGAGAUGAAUUGAUACUUCAGCAGCAGGAAGGUUUGCGUGACGUAAAGGAGCGAAUCAGAGCUCUUAAAAAGAAGUGGCCCGGUACACAUCUUGCCAAGCAGGAGGUGCCAGAGAGUCAGGGUCAGAUGAAGACUCAGAGGCUUCAAAGAUCUGCGGCUCGAAGAGGAUCCAACAGCUCUGUGAACGGUUUUGUGUUUCCCGAAGCUUUAAGCGAUGCAGCGCGGGAACGUACAGCCAGACUAGACAUGUCUGAUGCUCUGGAUCUCAGUGAGAAGACAUUCCUGGAGCUAGCACGGGUGCUGCGUGAGGCUCUGGAGCUAAGCGAGGGUGAGCUGUCAGGCUGUGCAAGUUUAAAACACCUGCCCCCUGAUGAGAGACAGCACAUAGUGUCUCAGAGACAAACAGACCUGGAGUUUCUGAAAACGCACCUUGAUCUACAGAACAGCCGGAGCCAACAGCAAGACCUGCUGCUGGAGGAGAACCAGAAAGAGAUAAACACACUAAGAGAGAACCUGAUGUUGGAGCACCAGACACAGGCUGAGCUUGCGAGUAUGAAGGCAGAGCUAGAAACCCAGAGACAAGAGACUGAACGGCUUCGACAGACAUUGCAGGAUCAUAUCGACCAGCUGCAGAAAAACCAGCAGCAACACAGUGUUGCCAUCAGAAAUAAUAAGGGUUCGAGCCAGGAGAAAACGGGCAGAAAGACUGUAAGAGUGGGCCAUCACAACUGUAUACCAAAUGAAAGCUAUGAAAAGACCCCAGCGUUAAAGAAACGGACCUCACAGGGGAGGCUAAAGAAGAGAGAGAUAGAGGUAGAGAACCAGAAGAAUGAACUGGAGCAGAAAGAGAGUCAGAUCUGUCCGAUGGUCUCCGAUUUGGCCAGUCCUCUACAAACCCCAGAGAGCUCCCGACUCCUCCUGCUUGCUGAGGCUCACUGACAUGGAUAUCUGUGAUCAAACAACCAUGAAUUUAAUUACACUUGAGUACUGAGAUAACAAGUCCAGGUUGUUGAAGAAAAAGAUUUUGCCAAGAGAUUUCCUAUGGUGUAUAACAUUAUUAAACAUACCGUUAUUAUAAUUAACAAUGAUAUAAUUUAA